AUGGAAGGUGUGGCGGUUCCUGGUGAGCGUCUUGGUUCUACGGAGGACUUCACUUCUGGUGGUGGGACUUACGAAUGCGAUGGAUAUGUGUAUGCGUCUGUAACAGGAUUUGUUAAGAAGCAGGCGUCUCAAAAGGUUGGCCAGCCUCCCACUGUAAGGAUUGUGCGAAACGAGAGUCAGCACUUGGUGUUGCCAGAGAUUGGCUCUACAGUGACAUGCAAGGUCACCUCUAUCAACAGUAACGUCUGCAAGGCAUCUAUCAUCUGUGUGGGACCGGUUCAUGUCAAGGACCCGUUUAGAGGAAUAAUCAGGAAGGAUGAUGUAAGAGCAACAGAAAAAGAUAAAGUUGAGAUGUACAAGUGUUUUCGACCUGGAGAUAUAAUCAGAGCUAAAGUGAUCUCAUUAGGCGACGCCCAAUCUUACAUUAUGUCAACAGCAGAGAACGAGCUGGGGGUUAUAUUUGCAGAGAGUGAAGCUGGGGCGGCCAUGAUACCAGUCAGCUGGUGCCACAUGCAGUGUCCCAAGACAAAAGUAAAGGAAAACAGGAAAGUCGCUAAAGUGCAUAACUGACUAUUGAACAACUGAACUAUAUAGCUAUGUACAAUGAUUACUACAACUAAAGAGUCUAUACAAA
This is a messenger RNA of Corticium candelabrum, 634 nucleotides long. RefSeq names its product exosome complex component CSL4-like. The coding region runs from base 1 to 570 and encodes 189 amino acids. Gene Ontology annotation, biological process: RNA processing. Lineage: Eukaryota; Metazoa; Porifera; Homoscleromorpha; Homosclerophorida; Plakinidae. The record is from RefSeq and is a predicted model, not a curated record. Gene Ontology annotation, molecular function: RNA binding. Gene Ontology annotation, cellular component: cytoplasm; nuclear exosome (RNase complex). The transcript is spliced from 7 exons.